Molecule: messenger RNA, 6471 nt
Organism: Labeo rohita (rohu)
Lineage: Eukaryota; Metazoa; Chordata; Actinopteri; Cypriniformes; Cyprinidae
Gene: magi3a
Product: membrane associated guanylate kinase, WW and PDZ domain containing 3a
Exons: 21
Coding region: 777-4802 (1341 amino acids)
Biological process (GO): signal transduction
Cellular component (GO): cytoplasm
Molecular function (GO): protein binding
Source: RefSeq, a predicted model, not a curated record
CUGCAUUGGUGUCGGUGUGCGCCACUGACAGUCGCUGCUCUCGUUUGGCGCAAGUAACAAGGUGAAAAUGACUACAAAGUUGCAAAGCUGCGCCUACAAUUAAUCACCGACAAGCGCUGACAGCUCCACACAGACAACAACAAGCUACACAAGAGGGCGUUUCUACACGAAUCAAAGGUCGUCGGACAGUGGACCUAGUUAAUCGUGUAUUGCUGAUCCAGGUAUAUUGUUGUUCGCCGUUUCCCGUGAACGCGCCGGUAGCUGAUGUCAUUGGAACAGGUGCGCGAAACCCAAGUUAACAACAGUCGCCCUAGAUCGCGAGGGAUUACACACGGAUGUGAGUGUUUUUCUACGGCGUUUCAUUCAUCGGCUGGUAUUACGAAGCGAUUUGAGGCUGUAAUAUUUUUAUGUGCCUGGAUAAAGUAGGCUGUCCUGCCUCGGGUGCUAGUUUAUGGCCAUUUCCGUGUCUUUUCCUCCUAGAAAGCGCUUCGUUUGAAGGCGACACUUCUUGGUGAGCAGUGAGGUCUACCACAGAUUUUGUCAGGGCAAUGAAGAGCCCUUUUACCUUCGUGUGAGCUUCGGUACGUGAAUUUUGACUGAACCGUACGGGGAAUAUACUAUUUUAAGGACCGAGCGAUGCCGACUCCGAAGUUUUAAAACGUUUCUUUUUCACCAAGACAUGGGAAUGAAGUCGCUUUGCUUUACUGCGCUCUAAACGCGUUUGCAUAAGGAAAUAACCUGUUUUUUAAAAGACUCAUUUACGAAAGGGAUUAAUCAUGUCCAAGACGCUGAAAAAGAAGAAACAUUGGUCGAGCAAAGUGCAGGAAUGCGCCGUUUCGUGGGGUAACGCCGGGGAGCUCAGCGCCGUGCUGGAGAUACGCGGAGGCGCCGAGCACGGAGAGUUCCCGCACCUGGGACAGGUGUUGUCGGACGCGUUAGUGUGCCAUGUCGGCAGGCUACCUGCUCCUGGAGAUGUGCUUCUGGAGGUGAACGGCACGCCUGUCAGCGGACUGACAAACCGAGACACCCUCGCCGUCAUCCGCCACUUUCGCGAACCCCUCCGUCUGAAGACCGUGAAGCCAGGUAAGGUGUUGAACACGGAUCUGCGUCAUUACCUCAGCCUGCAGUUCCAGAAAGGCUCUUUGGACCACAAGCUCCAGCAGGUGAUCAGAGAUAACCUGUACCUGCGCACCAUUCCCUGUACCACGAGGCAGCCUCGCGAAGGGGAGGUUCCAGGAGUGGACUAUAAUUUCAUCAGCGUGGGGGAGUUUCGUGUGCUGGAGGAGAGCGGCUUGCUACUGGAAAGUGGAACGUAUGAUGGUAAUUACUAUGGCACUCCAAAGCCACCUGCAGAGCCUAGUCCAGUGCAGCCUGAUCUUGUAGACCAGGUUCUGUUUGAUGAGGAGUUUGACGCCGAGGUCCAGCGCAAACGCACCACAUCUGUCAGCAAAAUGGAUAGAAAGGAUAGCGCAGCUCCUGAGGAAGAGGAGGAGGAUGAGAAGCCACCCAUGGUCAAUGGGCUUACAGAACACAAGGACGGACCAGAGUGGAGGAAAGCUGUGCCUAGCUACACGCAGUCCAGCAGCAGCAUGGACUUCCGCAACUGGAACGCGCUGCCACGUGAUGAGAGCCAGGAGCCUCUGCCCAAGAACUGGGAGAUGGCCUAUACAGAAACGGGAAUGGUCUACUUUAUAGAUCAUAAUACCAAGACCACGACCUGGCUCGACCCACGACUGGCAAAGAAAGCCAAGCCUCCUGAAAAAUGCGAGGAUGGAGAGCUUCCAUAUGGCUGGGAGAAGAUUGAGGACCCGCAGUACGGGACUUAUUAUGUGGACCACAUCAACCAGAAGACUCAGUUUGAGAAUCCAGUGCAGGAAGCCAAGAAGAAACUCGGCCAGGACGCGUCUCCAACCAGUCAGCCAAUAGCAGCGGCCACAGGAGCAGUACCGACGCCCUUAAAUGAAGCUGCUUUAAGGGGAUUCACACGGGACCCAUCUCAGCUGCAGGGUGCUAUCUUGCGCACAAGUCUGAAGAAGAGUCCUCAGGGCUUUGGUUUCACCAUUAUCGGUGGAGACCGACCAGAUGAAUUCCUUCAAGUGAAGAACGUCCUGAGAGAUGGACCCGCCGCACACGAUAACAAAAUCGCUUCGGGUGAUGUUAUAGUGGACAUAAAUGGUACAUGUGUAUUGGGCAAGACCCAUGCAGAUGUAGUCCAGAUGUUCCAGUCCAUUCCUGUGAAUCAGUAUGUGGAUAUGGUCCUGUGCCGUGGAUACCCACUGCCAGAGGACACCAGCUCCAGCGAAGAGGGCACGGGCGACACCAUGACUGCCAUGCCGGGAAUGGACGGGCAGCCUGUCCAUUCAGAUGGGACCCCAUCCCUGCAGGACCUUCAUUACAUGACCACCGAUGGCAGACAUCCAGCAGCAGCAAUGCCCAACGGACGCUACCCAGAGGCGGGGGAGAGCACCCUGCUGCAGCCCGAGCUGGUCAGCGUGCCUUUGGUAAAGGGGCCGAGCGGAUUCGGCUUUGCCAUCGCAGAUUGUCCACUGGGCCAGAAGGUGAAGAUGAUAUUGGACGCGCAGUGGUGCCGAGGUCUGCUGAAGGGGGAUGUGAUAAAGGAAAUUAACAGGCAGAACGUACAAACCCUCACUCAUGCGCAGGUGGUGGACAUCCUCAAAGACCUGCCUAUGGGCAGCGAGGUCAACGUGCUGGUGCUCAGAGGAGGUCAGACAUCUCCCGUGAAGUCUCUGAAACCUAUGACUCCAGCUAUUCCCAGUACCCAGAAGCAGGACAUUGCAACCAGUUCUGUCAGUAAUGAAACUCCCAAUCCGGCGGAGCCUGGGCCACAGUCCCUCCCCUUCCCUCCUCACGCCAUCCGCUCCAGCUCGCCAAAACUGGACCCAUCUGAGCUCUACCUCAAGUCUAAAGCCAUGCUGGACAGCAAGCCUGCCAACACUAAAGAACUGGACGUGUUUAUAAGGAGGAACCAGGAAACUGGAUUUGGGUUCAGAGUGCUGGGUGGAGAAGGACCGGAUCAGCCAGUGUACAUUGGUGCCAUCGUUCCUCUGGGUGCCGCAGAAAAGGACGGGCGUCUAAGAGCUGGAGAUGAGCUCAUCUGUAUUGACGGCGUUCCUGUCAAAGGCAAAUCUCACAAACAAGUUCUGGAGCUCAUGACCAACGCUGCCCGCAACGGGCAGGUGAUGUUGACUGUGCGCAGAAAGCUCAACUAUCCAGCAGAACGAGAGGAAGAUGAUGGGGGUCAACCUCAGGCCCCACAUGCUCCAACGCUAGUCAACGGCUCACCCAAACCACCCCACAUCGAGGUGUCCGGCCACAGCCACCCUCAGCCCUACGACGUCACUCUUCAGCGCAAGGACAACGAGGGCUUCGGAUUCGUCAUCCUCACCUCCAAAAACAAGCCUCCGCCUGGAGUUAUCCCGCAUAAGAUUGGUCGCAUCAUAGACGGCAGUCCCACAGACCGCUGCGGUCGGCUAAAAGUGGGUGACCGCAUCUCUGCUGUGAAUGGCCAGUCGAUUAUUGAGCUGUCCCACAACGACAUCGUCCAGCUCAUCAAAGAAGCUGGAAAUGCUGUUACCCUCACCGUGGUGCCUGAGGAGGAACACAGCGGACCUCCGUCAGGCACUAGUUCAGCCAAGCAGAGCCCAGCCACCCAGCACAGAGCCGUGGGACAGCAGCCUGCCAACCGAGAUGACAGGAAUGGCGUUGAAACGGAUGAGAGGAAAGACGCUAUGGCCCGAGCGGAGUACAAAUCCCAGGCGCAGGGUGAAAUGGGGUCUGUCAUCACCUCAGGACCAAAGCAGGGCUGUUAUCCUGUGGAGUUGGAGAGAGGACAGAGAGGUUUUGGCUUCAGUCUGCGAGGAGGGAAGGAAUAUAACAUGGGCCUCUUUAUCCUUAGAUUAGCUGAGGACGGCCCUGCGUUGAAAGAUGGCAGGAUACAUGUGGGAGAUCAGAUCGUGGAGAUCAACGGUGAACCCACGCAGGGCAUUACACACACACGGGCCAUUGAGCUCAUCCAGGCCGGGGGCAAUAAAGUGUUGCUGCUUUUGAGGCCCGGACUGGGCCUGGUGCCUGAUCAUAAUAUGAUGACAGGUCCAUCUGCAAACUCUCCAAGGUAUUCCGCAUCCAAUGAGCCGUCGACACCAGCAUCUCCAUCCUUCAUCUCUCACUCCCCUGAGGUCAAACCCUCUCCACCCGAGGAUUUCUUCUUCGACCCAAUGGCCGCUUCGCACGGACAGCUCCAUCAACAUUACAGAGAUGCCAAACAGCAAACUAGAAAGAUCGACCCAAGCAUGCCUCGCGACAACAAUGACAAUUUUACACUCCCCCGAAGACAGGAUGGGAAAGAACGCUCACGGAGUCCAAAAAAGACUCCAAAUCUGGACACCAGUGAGCGAGAACCUCGAUCCACAAGCCCCAGGAAGACCAAGAAGGAUCAGAACGUUGGGAUCAGACAGGAGAUGCCUCAAAACUCUGGAAGGAGAUACAAAGACGAGGACACUAUGCACAAGCAGGACCGGGAAACGGGAGAAACCAGACCUGAGGUCUCCAGAGGCGGCAGUGACCGAUACCAGAGGGACAAGAUGGCAGAACCUCAACGGUCUGAAAGCGGUACCCUCAACCGGAAGGACUACAGAGGACGAGACAGGCCUCGAGCAGAGGAGGACAUUGAGGGUGAGACUCCACACAAUGGGAACCCUACCACCAAGAGAGCACCUAUAACCCCAGGCCCCUGGAAGGUGCCCAGCUCCACAAGGGUUCAGCCUCCGGUGCAUGGAGUCUAAUGCGUUUGGGAGCAGUUGUUGAUGUGAAUCACUGUGGAUUUUGUCUUUUUUGUAUGACUAUCACCAUCUGCACUGAUAACAUGGAGCGUUUGCUUGUGUCCACCAACAAUACGAGCCUCAGUUUUGUUUUGUGCCAAUCAGACUGCAGCUACAGACUCGUCCAUGUCUCCUGUGACGAUAACAUGAAGGAUGCUUUUCUGUGAAGGUUUAAAUGUCUAAUAAUAUUUAAAAGUGGGGAUAGUUCAGCCAAAAAAAUGAAAAUUCUGUCAGCAUCGUCUCACCUUGUUGGUGUUACGAACCUGCAUGUCUCCGCAGAACACAAAAGAAGAUAUUUUGAAGAAUGUUGGUAACCAAACCAAUUUGGCAACCAUCGACUUCUGUUGUAUGGACUAUUAAAUCUUUUAUCCUGCACAAAAUGACAUGAGGAUGAGUGAAUUAUGACAAAAUGUACAUUUUUGGGUAAACUAUCCCUUUAAUUCUUCAUCUUUGAUUCGCCGCAUGUCCUUACAAUGACUUUUCCAGUGAUGAGAUCCAGUCCUGAGAAGUGACUUUGUGUAGGCUGUGCAUUCGCUUUUUUUUGCGGUGAAUUUUCCAACAUAUCCAUCUUUAAAGACCAGAAACUUGUGGUUAAGUAUAUUGUUUACUACUUGUGUGUUGAUGAAGACGCAUAUGUAAUUUAUUGAAAUGAAUAUGAUUAUAUAAGCAUAUACAUGUAUAGAGGUAUAGAUAUUUGUAUCCAUUCUGAGCCAGGUCACUUAUUAGUGUUCCAGCUUGCCGAUACGACUUUCGGCUUCCUAACAAACACAUAUUUUUUCACAGUGCUACAGCUUUUACAGUUUAUCUCGGUGGAGCAUUUGCAAGGUGUGUACAUUUGGGAUCAAAUGUUUGCUCAUAUCAUUAGAAGGUGAAGCAGAAGUGGGAGAAAUUCAGAUAUAUUUUUGCAUACUAUCCAAUCUAACAUAUAUUUUUUCUUAUUCCGUACUGCAUUGUUCAUAUUCAUUUAUCAUUUAAAGUGUCUUUGUGCAUCUGCAUCUUUCAGAUCGUCCUAUUAAAUGUCGAGAUGCUGUCUUAUAUCCAAGGGAAAUGUAGCUAUGAAUUCUCUGUUGGAUGUUAUUCAUCAGGUUCUUAAAGCCUCAAACAAUUGGCACAGAUGCAGACACAAUGUCCGAUAUCUUCUUUCGUAACAGUAUUUUCGAAAUACCAUGAGUGCCCGUAUGGGCAGAGCAGACAUCAGUCAACUAUUGCAUAUGCUACAGUGCUUCUGUUUUGUCAUGAUGAAAAAUGUGAAUACUUUCUAAUAUGGUUUAUGAUUGCUUCUUGAUCAUUAAUCUCAACCCUUUUGUAGCUUGUUUCUCAUGUCAUGAGGUUGUAUGUAUGAUACUGUGGCCUUGCAUUGCUUUAUCUUACACAAAAAAGCCUUGUGGUCUCUACAUUGUGGUAGUUGUAAAUGUUUAUAAAAAUACAAUGUACAGCACCUGUAAAAAAAAAAAAAAAAAAAAAACUUGCCUUCGUGAGGGGAAAAAGAAGAAAAAAAAAUCUAUAAAUCGCUCCAUUAUUUUUUUAAGUAAUUGAGAGUAUAAGCAUAUAUAGAGAGAGAGUGGUUACAGAAAUUAAUCUGGUCAUGACUUUCUGUUCAUGCACUGAUGAAUAAAGAUUUACUGAAAAGAUG